This is a messenger RNA of Orbicella faveolata, 3087 nucleotides long. Its product is annotated as RING finger protein 37-like. The record is from RefSeq and is a predicted model, not a curated record. Gene Ontology annotation, biological process: protein polyubiquitination. NCBI's taxonomy places the organism in Eukaryota, Metazoa, Cnidaria, Anthozoa, Scleractinia, Merulinidae. Gene Ontology annotation, cellular component: nucleus. Gene Ontology annotation, molecular function: ubiquitin protein ligase binding; ubiquitin-ubiquitin ligase activity.
UUUCAAGGUACUUCAAUGCAAGGAUGCUUGUAAAUUUUCUUCAUCCUUUCUUUAAAUCAAGAGUGGAUUGUGACGUUGUAAGUUCAGAUGGAUACUCCGUUGGUAACCUUGUAAGUAUAGAUUUCAGGGAAAGUUCGCGAGGUUUUUUGGCCGCCCAUUUUAUUAAGCCUCCGGCCCUGUUGCUGAUCCAACUGCCAUUUCCUAUUCACGUGGAAUCCAUGAUCAUCAAACCCAAAGUGGGAUCUCAGAUUUCAUCAGGCAUAGCCAUUCUGGUGGCGGGAAUAGCAACCAAACGUGAUCCUUCUAGAAAAGGAGACACCUCCAACAAUAAAUCAUCACAGCUCUCGAAAAAGAAAAGAACUAAAAGAGAACUCCUUUCAGAUUCAAACAAAGUUGGGAUUUGUCAACAAGGUUCUGCAGUUUGUUGCCAGAAUCGUUUGGAGAAAGAAACAUCCAUCCACUUCCCUAACCACAGUUAUGAACUUGACAUUACACCAGGCUCAGCAAAAGGUGAACAUUCACAGUUUUUCUCUCAGGUUGCUUGGCUGAAUGACAGAGAAGGAAAAACUAUCCACAUUCAAAACAAACUAUUUCAACAGAGAAGCCCUGUUCAAGGGUUUAAUCCUGGAGGAAGAUCAGACUUUCAAAAAGGGGAAUUCCAACGACCUUAUUUGCUACAAAAGGUUACUCAUGUGGCACUGAAGAUUGUGAGACUAAGUGGUUCCAGUGUGCCAGCUAUUGGCAAAGUUGAAAUUUGGGGACAACCAUCUGCUGCCUGCAAACCAGGAGUUUUAGAGUAUGCUUUAGGCAUUCAAGAAAAAAUCCAGGCAGGUGCUGUAGUCAAGACCACCGCCAUCAGAAAUAGAACCACUGAGAAUUCUAAAAAUCACACUCUGUUAAGUUAUAACAGUAGUUCCCUUGCAGAAGAUUUCAUUGAUCCAAUCACUUGUGAACUCAUGACUGUACCUGUGUUAUUACCAUCUGGUCACAAUAUAGACACAACCACACUAGAAAAGCAUAUUACAGCAGAGAGAUCAUGGGGACGAUUACCUUCUGAUCCAUUUACUGGGAAGGUAUUCUCAGACACAAGUAAGCCAGUGCCAAACAGUGCACUUAAAGUUAGGAUUGAUAAGUUUCUGUUAACAUCAGGUGCCAGUACUUCAAGUUGUGGAAGAACAGUUGGAAGAGGGAACAGCUUAUCUGGAGCAAGUAAUCUGAACGAUAGCCUGCUACUGAAAACAAACAGCAAUGCACCCUCGGGAGAAUCAAACAAGAGUGUUCAUUGUGAGAGCAAAGAGUUCAGUGAACAGAGUGAUUCAAAUUCAAGAGUAGAUGUAUCAGAUCAAACAGGGGUAGAGCUUGGCCACGAGGAAGCAGUUUCUAGAAGUCUUGAGUCAGCUGUACAUCAGACACUCAGAGGGCUUCACAUGUUCACAAGAAAUAUGACAGGCUAUAAAGAAAUGCCAACUGUUAUGCAAGCCUCCAUUACACAGGCAAACACAGGUAUACAAGGACGAGUAAAGAGAGCAGCGCCACAAGCUUCAGAAACUUUGAGAAACCAAAUCAAAAAGAAGAAAUCAACAGUUUUGUGUGUGACGUGUGAUAGGGAUCUCUCCACGGAGUCUAUAUUUCAUUUGCCAUGUCAACACGUGAUGUGUCGGUCAUGUCUGAUGAGUGCAACUCAAGAGAAGAACAGUGGCAGUACAUGCAAGCUGUGUAAAACAAAGUUUAGGAAAAUGGAUGUUACUCGAGUUCAUAAUAUGUGAUGUAGCUCGAGGAGUAGCUGCACAAUGCCCAACCACUUCGAAGUUGUACUCCUCCCAAAACGGGUAUACGCGUCUACGUGGUUACGCGGCGACGUGGCAAGCGGCUACACAGCUACACGGCUACGCGUCUAUUUGUCUACGUGGCUACGCGGCUAUGCGGCUAAGCGGAUAUGCGGGUGUGUGUCUACGUGACUUCGCGGCUACGCGUCUACAAGGCUACGCACCAAUAAGGCUAAUUGGCUACAUGGCUACGUAUUUAUUGGCUACGCGUCUAUUGGGUAAGCGUCUACGUGGCUGCGCGGCUACGCGUCUGCGCUAAUCUAACAGCAUGUUCGUCAUAGAGGUAUGUGCAUAGCCGAGUAGCCACUGUUUUUUUCACUUUUUCGUUGAAGUGUCUCUGCGUAGCCUAUCGUUUUUACAGAGGUAUCUUCGUAGCCGCUCCUGCGUUGUCACUAUUUCAAUAAGUGUUUUCGAGUGGCUGCUUAUUCUGCAAUGAAGAGUACCUCGAAAAGACCGUACACAGAUGCUAAAUUAAGAUUCUUCACAGAGUAAACACAUUUAUCCUUUCCAACCCCUUGCGAAUGUUGUAAACGAAGCGAAGGUGGACACGUGAUAGGUAUUCCAGCACUCAUGUCUGAGAUUGUAGAUCAAUAAAUCCCAACAAUAUAAUAGUCUGCUUUAGCAGAACAGUACUUAGCAUUGACAGAAAUCCAUUUUAGUAGAAACGGCGACUAGCGAUGGCCAAGACGGAAGUUAAUUACAUUGCGCGGGAACCUAAAGGGUCAGAGACAUGCACGCGCACUACUCAGUCUACCCCUCACAGUACGAGAAGUCCAUUAGGUUGAUUUGUCUUCUUUCAUUUUAUUUGAAACGGUAUUCUAGUUUUAAUUAACUUCACUUUGUCCAAAUUGCUUUACUUUAGUGAUGUUGCGUUAUUAAAAAGAGACGCUUCAGCGUAAGGGAAUUCCCAAAAAAGAACUCGCUCAUUGAAACGGCUCAUCGCGCGAGGUGUAGUGUGCGAACUCCCUUUCUUUCGCGCCGGCUAACCGAUCAACAUUUCCUGGGACAUUUGAACACACAUCAUGUUGCGUGAACCAUCUAAACGAUCCUUCCUUUGCAAAAUUUUAGAUGAAAAUUUCAAGUUAGGGGCGGCUAAACCGUAAUGAGACAUGCUCAUUUGUCAGGUUGUCAAAUGAACAUGUUUGGUUAGUGCAGGCUGUGCAGUGCAUUUUCCAUGUCUCUAAUGGGAGACGAUCAGUUGCGUAAACUGUUAAAAUGCGGUAAUAAACUUCAAAGCCUCCGAAAAAUAUCGGGAAUACUU